Merops nubicus (carmine bee-eater) is the source of this 2992-nucleotide messenger RNA. It is a transcript of the gene LEPR, whose product is annotated as leptin receptor. The annotation marks the transcript as partial. NCBI's taxonomy places the organism in Eukaryota, Metazoa, Chordata, Aves, Coraciiformes, Meropidae. The record is from RefSeq and is a predicted model, not a curated record. The transcript is spliced from 15 exons. Gene Ontology annotation, molecular function: cytokine receptor activity; protein binding. Gene Ontology annotation, biological process: cytokine-mediated signaling pathway. Gene Ontology annotation, cellular component: membrane; external side of plasma membrane.
AUCAGAGCUGUCUCUGGGAGAUGUCUCUACGAGCUCUCUGGAGGGGCCUGUCCUGGCUGCCCAGUGUGAGUGUAGUGAGUAUGACAAGUGUGAGUGCUGUGUGCCAUCCCUGACACUCAACCACACCUACAUCAUGUGGCUGAAGAUGACAGUUGGUGCAACACCUCUGUGGUCACCUUUGAUGUCUGUCAAGCCCAUAGACAUAGUAAAGCCUGAACCUCCCCUGAACCUGCACGUAGGAAUGACAGAGAAAGGUCAAGUGAAGAUCUGCUGGUCAGACCCUGUGCUGAUGCCAUUCCCACUUCAGUAUGAAGUGAAGAUCUCCUCAAAUUCAGGUCAAAACAGCUGGCAGAUGGUUCAGGUUGCUCUGGAAACCUCACUGGCCAUAGACCAUAUCUUACUUGAUUCUUCCUACUGGGUUGAAGUGCGGUGCAGGAACCGCCGUGGUGCAGGGCUCUGGAGUGACUGGAGCACACCUUACAACCUCAACUUGGGAGCUGAAGUCCUGUACUUCCCUCCUAAGAUACUGACCAGUGCUGGUUCUAACGUUUCCUUUCACUGCAUCUACAAAAACAAAACCACGCUUGUAAGCUCCAAGAAGAUUGUUUGGUGGCUGAACUUAGCAGAAGAAAUCCCAGACAGUCAGUACACACUUGUGAAUGACCGUGUAAGCAAAGUUACUCUUUUCAACUUGAAAGCAACAAAACCUAGAGGAAGUUUCUUCUAUAACGCGUUAUACUGUUGUCACCAAAAUAGGGAAUGUCAUCAUAGAUACGCUGAAUUAUAUGUAGUAGAUGUGGAUGUCAACAUCACAUGUGAAACAGAUGGGUACUUGGCUAAAAUGACUUGUAGGUGGUCUGCAAACCCAAACACACUGCUCCUGGGGAGUUCCUUGCAGUUAAGGUACUACAGGAGCAGAAUUUAUUGUUCUGACUUUCCAAGUACUUCUCCAAGAUCAGAGGUGAAAGAAUGUCAUUUACAGAAGAACCAUUCCUACGAGUGCACAUUUCAGCCUAUUUUUCUCUUAUCUGGCUAUACCAUGUGGAUAGAGUUUAAGCACUUCCUAGGAACACUCGAGUCCUCUCCAGCUUGUGUUGUUCCAGCAGAUGUGGUGAAGCCACUUCCACCCUCCAACCUCCAAGCAGAGAUGAGCAGGGAGGUGGGGCUGCUGAACGUGAGCUGGACAAACCCCCUGUUCACAAACCACGACCUCGGGUUUCAGAUCCGGUACGCCGCCAGCGGGGCAGGAGUCCCCUGGGAGCUUUAUGAAGUUUCAAAUGCACCAAGAUCAGCCCUGAUACAAGUUGAGGAGGUUUGUGUUGAGUACGUCGUUCAGGUGCGGUGCAGAGAACUGGCUGGGUCAGGUUACUGGAGCAACUGGAGCCCGCCAGCCUACACGCCUGUGAAGGACAUCAGAGCUCCCUUACAAGGCCCUGAAUUUUGGAGGAUUAUUACUGAAGACCCAACAAGGAGGCAGAAGAACGUUACACUCCUGUGGAAGCCCCUGCCCCGGAGCCGCUCGCUGUGCAGCGUGAGCCGCUACGUGGUGAAGCACCAGGCGCCAGGGAAGGGCACGUGGGCAGAGGAGGUUGGCAGUGGCACCAGCUCCUCCUUCCCCUGGACCGAGCACACCCACACCGUCACAGUUUUGGCCGUGAAUUCCAUUGGGGUGUCUUCCAAUAAUUUCAAUUUAACUCUGUCCCAGCAAAUGAGUGCAGUGGGCGUCGUGCGGUCGCUUCGCGCCUACCCGGUGAACAGCACCUGUGUCAUUUUGCUUUGGACACUGUCACCUCAGCUACACGAGAUCACAUCUUUUGUUAUUGAGUGGAAGAACCUGAACAAAGAAGAGGAGAUGAAAUGGGUGCGAGUUCCUCCAAAUAUUAGUAAAUAUUAUAUUUAUGAUCACUUCAUUCUGAUUGAGAAGUACCAGUUCAGGCUCUACCCCGUGUUUGCUGAAGGAGUUGGCAAAUCCAAAGCAACGGAUCAGUUCACCAAAGGUGAAUAUGAAACUGAGAACAACACCAGCCUCUCCGUGGUUCUGCCCAUCGUCAUUUCAACCUCAGUUCUCUUGCUUGGAGCAUUGCUGGUUUCACACCAAAGAAUGAAGAAACUCUUUUGGGAGGAUGUUCCAAACCCCAAGAAUUGCUCGUGGGCACAAGGAGUUAAUUUUCAGAAGCCUGAAACAUUUGAGCAUCUUUUUAUCAAGCACCCUGAAGCAAUGUCAUUUGAGCCUCUUCUUCUGGAGCCCGAAAUCGCGCUGGAAGACAUCACAGUUACUAAAACCCUGAAGAAAGAAGACACACAAGAUUUUUUAGUAAUCGAUUCGAUGUUUACAAAAAUUCAAGACUCUGAACACGACUCUGCUUGCUCCAGCAGCCAGUUCAACAGCAGCAGCUUCUCAGAGGGCUCCCAGGAUGACCACGUCCAUGGAGAAGCAGCCAGGCAGGCGGAUGUUAAAUAUGCCACUAUCAUCAGCAGCUCUGCAUCCAGUGGGCUCUACGAAGAGGAGAGGAAUCUAGAAAAUUGCUCUGGUAGAUGCUUCUUUGUUGAAGACUCUGUAGUCAGAGGCACCUUCUCGAGCAGCUCCUGGGAGGUGGGGAACACAACAUUGCUCCUCCUCCCUGACCCGCCUGGCAGGCAGCCCAGCAAGACUCUUUCCCUUUCCCUUAUUUCUUCAGAGGGCUUUUCAGAGCCUUCAGAUCAGGAGGAUGCUUUUGCAGAUGGAGCUAGUCCCGAGAGGAACCUCUGCUACCUCGGGGUAACAUCCCUGGAAAAAGGAGAAAGGGACAUUUUUAUAACACAGGGUUCUGGGCUGAUGUGUCAGCUGCACACAACCAACCUGCUCAAAGAUGUGGGGCUGCUCCAGCGUCCACCACCUGCUCUAAAUGCUCUGAUCCAAAGUAGCCUGAAGUGUCAAAGCACCGUGCCCUACGUGCCACAGUUUCAGAUGACUGCUGUCAAGGUGCAAGAGACCACAGAGAAAAACUCUUAA